CCGGUCGAAAAUUUGUUUCCAUUAAAUAGGGAGUUGAACAGAAACUGGUGGGAACACUCCGAACCAGUGACUCUCACUGAACCGCCCCAAUCCAAAACCCACACCCACACACAGAGAUCGAUCGACCACCAAGAGCCUCAAAAUGGCCGUCGAAAUCCCAACGGAUGCGAUAAAGCAGCUGCAGAUCUUGCUUCGAAAACAAGCCAAGAUGUCGUCGUACGACCCGGACGACACGCCGUUGGCAAAUCUCCCUUCUCCGGAAGAAACCAUAUCGGAGCUGGAUCCGUCGCCGCCGUACCUCCGGUGCAAGCAUUGCAAGGGCCGACUUCUCAGAGGCGUAGCGUCGCUGAGUUGCGUCUUCUGUGGCGCAGAAACCUGCAAGGACCUGCCUCCUGAUCCUAUCAAUUUCCGCAACACUUUAGGGUUCCGGUGGUUGCUCAAGUCCUUGGCUCUGGAUGGAUCGGAGAUAGUGGACCUACCGACUAAAGCGAAUGAAUCCAGUAGAGGCCAGAAUGCAGCGAAGGAUGAGUUAACCGUGUCUGAGCUUUUAAAUGUAGAAAUAAGAUGGACUUCUAAGUCAGAGAAAUCCGGGGCUGGGCUUUCGGAUGAGAAGGCUCCCACUCGGCCUAAAAGUUUUUUGGAUUUGGCUGGAGUGAAUCUGGACAACUUCUUUUCUGAAGGAGAGAAAGAUGCUGCUUUGAAUGCAUCUGAAGAGCCGUUUGAGCCGAGCUCUCAGACUGCAACUACAGAGAGUAGUGCUUUCAAACGUAGUGAAAAUCUUAGUUUGUUUGCAUCAGAAGGGCCGUUUGAGCCGAACAAACCAAUUGCCACUACAGAGAGUAGCGCUUUCAAAGGUAGUGAAAAUCUUAGUAUAUUUGCGUUUGAGCCAAGCAAACAGAUUGCCACUACAGAGAGUGGUGCGUUCCAAGGUAGUGAAAAUCGUAGUUUCUUUGCAUCUGAGAAGCCGUUUGAGUCGGGCAAACAGAUUACCACCACAGAGAGUACUGCUUUUCAAGGUCAUGAAAAUCUUAGCUUGUUUGAGAAUGUGCAGCCUUCUGCGACAGCUGUGCAGUCUACUCAAGGCGAGAGCGGUGAUUCCAUUUCCAGUUGGCCGGCAAGUUUUCAGUCCGCUGCUUCUGAAAAUGUUCCUCAAGAAUCAAAAUCACUUGACCCCUUUGUGGGUUCUACAGUUGAUCUUUCUGCCCAUAUAGACACGGUGUUUGGAUCUGUUGGGGACUCGACUAAUGUAAAAUCAAACCAUAGUACAUCCACGAGUAAUGACUGGUUUUCAGAUGAUUUAUUGAGUAUUUCCAACUCUGGGUUAGCUGGGCAGCCUCAACAGUUAGAAUCACUUUCUACGGUGAAGGAUGACAGAAUAGCUGAAAAUGCAAAUAACUUAUUAUCUACUGGUGUUGAUUGGGUUGAAGACACUCAAUGGCAGACCACUAGCAAGGAGGCUCCUGAUAAUACGACUGCUGAUGAGGAUGAUGAUUCGUUUGGUGCUUGGAAUGACUUUACUAGCUCGAGUAGUGCACAGAAUCCAUCUAGCUCUUCAAAACAAACUGUCGAUCAGACAACAGCUCCUGACAAGAAUUCAGUAACAAAUCUGUUCAGCACAGCUAGCAAUUCACAGGAUGAUGAUUCGUUUGGUGCUUGGAAUGAUUUUACUAGCUUGAGUAGUGCACAGAAUGGUUCUAGCUCUUCAAAACAAACUGUCGAUCAGAUGACACCUGCUGAUGAGACUUCAGUAACAAAUCUGUUCAGCACAGCUAGCAACUCACAGGACUUGGAUUUUGGUAACUUUUCGCAGCCAGAUCUCUCUGCUGGAGCAAUUACCAGUUCACAUGGUUCUACAGUAGUGAAUAUAUCCCAGCCAGAGGCUUCUGUUUUAGACAGGAUGGCUGAUGCGGGCCCAAAAGAUGAAGAUGUUGCGAAGGAUGGAGGAGAUAUUUUUAGUGCAAAAACAGUAUCAAAGUCUGAAGAUGUGGAGAAAAUAAUGUCACAGAUGCAUGAUCUCUCUUUUAUGCUUGAGGGCAAUCUUUCAUUACCUCCCAAGCGAGAUGUACAUUCACUUUCCCAAGAUCACACAUAAUUUGUUUGAGUUUUUGUAAUUUAAAUCCAUUUGUUCCAAUUUUUGUAUUUGUUUAUAUUCGUAUGAUUGAGAAUGAUGCCAACGGGUAUGAUUUGAUUUCAAACUCCAUUAAAUUUGUUGCUGCUUGCAUAUAUAUCAUUACAUUAAGCACCC
Messenger RNA from Rosa rugosa (rugosa rose), 2245 nucleotides. RefSeq lists its product as uncharacterized. Lineage: Eukaryota; Viridiplantae; Streptophyta; Magnoliopsida; Rosales; Rosaceae. The coding region runs from base 143 to 2092 and encodes 649 amino acids. The transcript has 3 exons. The record is from RefSeq and is a predicted model, not a curated record.